This is a messenger RNA of Phialemonium atrogriseum, 621 nucleotides long. Its product is annotated as cytochrome P450. The record is from RefSeq and is a predicted model, not a curated record. Gene Ontology annotation, molecular function: iron ion binding; monooxygenase activity; oxidoreductase activity, acting on paired donors, with incorporation or reduction of molecular oxygen. NCBI's taxonomy places the organism in Eukaryota, Fungi, Ascomycota, Sordariomycetes, Cephalothecales, Cephalothecaceae. The coding region runs from base 148 to 522 and encodes 124 amino acids. The transcript has 2 exons.
GUACGCAGGACACUCCUCUGCCUGCACAACACCCCCUCAGCUCUGAUUAGUUUCCACUGCGAGAUCGAUGCAGCAUCGAAGCCAGGCGUAAUUAUCAGCUCGCUCAUCCGCAACACCGAGGCGUACCAGCUCACGUACCUCCAGGCCAUGAUCCGGGAGGGCAUCAGGAUGUUCAAGCCUCCAACCGGCCACAGGUACAAGCAGGUUCUAAAAGGAGGGGCCCACAUUCGCGGUUAUUCCUUGCCCGAGGGCACCCAAAUGAGGGUGAAUAUCCUUCGCAUGAUGCGCCACAGGGAAACCUUUGGUCCGGACGCGGCUCUGUUCCGGCCCGAGCGAUGGCUGGACGGUUCGAGUGACGGUGAGAAGCUGAAGGAGAUGGCCGCCACCGUCGAUGUCGCAUUUGGGCACGGCACGUUCCAGUGUCUCGGGAAGACGUUUGCAGUGAUGGGGCUGAACAAGAUAUUUGUCAAGCUUCUGAGACGGUUUGACUUUGCCAUUGCACAACAUGAUGGGGAAUACUGAUUUCUGCGUCAACAGCCACAGUAUUGUCGAGCAAUUUCGGUAGGUGCGGUAGCAACGGAGACACAGAGCCGCUUCUUGCAAAGAAAGAGCCACGAAAAC